AUAUAAUCAGUAAUCAUGGUGAGGCGUGCUUUCGAUGCAGUUCAUUGGUACAUGGAGGAGAUAGGAGCCCAACUUGUGGCGAAGACUAGCAUCCCAUCAGACAGACACCAUGUAGGCAAGCUGCUACUGCAAGGCUUGAAAGAUUAUCCUAAUUUCGUUGCACAGAUUGAUGGAGCAACAGGGGAAUCAGAAACCAACGGCUCAGUCUUAAACAGGAGCAUACGAUGCGCCAUCUCUCUGACUCAGUUGGGACUGAAGAAGGGAGAUGUCAUGGUGCUCAUGGGGCCGAACCACUUGGACUUCUGUAUACCUCAUAAUGCUGCUCUGUAUCUUGGGAUCAUGGUGGCUUGUAUUGAUGCAACGUUGAGUGUCAAUGAACUAAAAGAUUUGUUCCAAGCAAAUCGCCCGAAUAUAAUCUUCGGUCAAAGCGAGAAGACGUCUGAUAUUAAAAAAGCCCUGAUCCUGGCUCAAGUAGAUGCCAAGAUUAUGACUUUCAACGAAGGUAGUAACAAUACUACACUGGCACAGCUGCUGGAAAUUCCAGAUGAGAAAGCAGUCAAAGACUUCCAGGCAACGGACUUCGAUCCUACUGAGACUGUGGGAUACCUGACAUCUACGAGUGGAACAACAGGAGUGCCCAAGACUGCUAUGCUAACACAUAAGAAUAUAGCCACGGGUACGCCGACCAUGUGGACAAUGUUCUCGAAAUUUCCAUCUCCAGUGAGACUAGCGCUAGUAACGUCACCAGCGCAGUGGCUGUCAGCUGGCUUCCACUACCUCUUCUCCUCGAUCCUAAAGUACACGCGGCUGCAGACAUCUGCUCCUGUGACUCCUGAACAUUUUGCUGAACUUGUAAAUAAGUAUAAGCCAGACUACAUGAUCAUGAGCCCUACUCUAAUCACGACCAUGAUAAUGAAUGCAAAAUGUGACUUCAGCUGCUUCGAGCACAUCUUGCUGGGAGGCAGCGCUGUGACACAAGAUCUCGUUAAUGAAGUUAAGCAAAUAGCCCAAACUGAAGAAGUCCAUGUCUUGUACGGCAUGAGUGAACUCAGUGGGAUCUGUGUGCAGCAUGACGUUCCAACAGCACCUGGCUCUUGCGGCAGACCUAAUGGGAAUGUGGAAUUAAAGCUAAUGAAUCCUGUAACACUGGAAGAAAUCACGGAGCCUAAUGUUCAGGGAGAAUUAUGGUUCAGAGGCCCGUCUGUAUUCAAAGGAUACCAUAAUAACCCAGAAGCUACAAAAGAAGCAUUGACAGAAGACGGCUGGCUCAGAUCUGGUGAUAUUCUGUACAGGGACGAAUAUUGGAACCUGUAUUUUGUGGAACGUUACAAACUACUGCUGAAGUAUAGGAAUCAUCAGGUAUCUCCCGUGGAAAUCGAGACCGUGAUAUCGAAGCACCCUGGCGUGUUCCACGUGGCGGUGACCGGGAUACCUGACAAUGAGUGCGGGGACCUGGUGGUGGCGUGCGUUGUGCCCAAACCUGGCUGCAGCCCCACCGCGCAGGAGAUCAAGGACUUGGUUAAAGAAUCGCUGACGGACUCCAAGCAACUUAGAGGAGGUGUGAUCUUCAUGAAGGAACUGCCGACGACCAGCACUUCUAAAGUCAACAGGAAGAAACUCAAGGAGUUGGUGCUGACUUUGGAAAGAGAAUAAAUUGAUAUUUUAGUA
Messenger RNA from Helicoverpa zea (corn earworm), 1668 nucleotides. Its product is annotated as luciferin 4-monooxygenase-like. Gene Ontology annotation, molecular function: long-chain fatty acid-CoA ligase activity. Gene Ontology annotation, biological process: fatty-acyl-CoA biosynthetic process; long-chain fatty acid metabolic process. The transcript has 11 exons. Bases 16 to 1653 code for a protein of 545 amino acids. The record is from RefSeq and is a predicted model, not a curated record. NCBI's taxonomy places the organism in Eukaryota, Metazoa, Arthropoda, Insecta, Lepidoptera, Noctuidae.